AUGGCUAGCGGCGCGGAAGCGGCAGAAGAGCGACCUCCCGGUAUUCGCGCCAGGAGGGGAAGGAGCCCAGUGGAGGGGUCGUGCCGGUGGCUGCUGCGGCUCAUCGCGGACUGCCUCCGAGACGAGGGGGCGGUGGAGGCGGCGGGGGCGGACGCUGCUGAGGGGUGGGGCUGUACGCCGCUGCGCAUCCUGACCCGCCUGUGGAACCGUCACCAUAUGGAGGUGGAACCGUCGCGGCUGAUGGCCGUGCUCGACACGGGCGUGCUGUCUGGGGUGCUGGAGCGGCGCGACGGCCGCUACAGGGUGGCAGCCAUCGAGAGGCAGGAGUGGGAGCCGGAGCGGCCGCAGCAGGAGGAGUGGCGCCGGGGGCAGCGGGGGCGGCGGGGGCAGCGGAGGCGGCGGGGGUGGCAGCGCGCGCCCUGCUGGCGGUGCGGCCGGAGACACAGGGCCGGAGAGUGCACGGGGGCGGAGCCGGCGGCUGGACAGCGUCCCGAGAGCCCCUGCGCCAUCUGCCUGGAGGCGGCGGGGGCGGCCGGGGGCGGCCGCCGUGCAGUGCUGAGGUGCGGCCACGCCUUCCACCACAAGUGCGUGGGCCGCUGGUUCCGCGUGCAGCCCACGUGUCCUCUGUGCAGGCGCUACGCCGCUCUCUGGUAG
Schistocerca serialis cubense is the source of this 654-nucleotide messenger RNA. RefSeq lists its product as uncharacterized. The transcript has 3 exons. The record is from RefSeq and is a predicted model, not a curated record. The coding region runs from base 1 to 654 and encodes 217 amino acids. Gene Ontology annotation, biological process: ubiquitin-dependent protein catabolic process. Gene Ontology annotation, molecular function: ubiquitin protein ligase activity. Lineage: Eukaryota; Metazoa; Arthropoda; Insecta; Orthoptera; Acrididae.